Messenger RNA from Funneliformis mosseae, 834 nucleotides. NCBI's taxonomy places the organism in Eukaryota, Fungi, Glomeromycota, Glomeromycetes, Glomerales, Glomeraceae. The record is from the annotation of a GenBank genome assembly.
AUGGUAAAUUUCAUAAAAAAAUCCUUAGCUUGUUUAGUCGCAGUAUUAUUGCUCAAUGGUGUAUCGGCUGCCCCGUCAAAGGGAAAAAAUGUUUGUCGAUCAUUUACGGAUGAUUUUAAUACUAACCGGAUCGUAGAAUUUAACAAAUAUAAUAAGAAUCCUUCUUCUGCCAAUUGGAUCAAUCUUAGUGGAAGUCGAAAUUCUUAUGAAGUAAAGAAUGGUCAACUUUUCGCUAGCCUCCUUAAACCAGCAAAUAUGAAUCGUCAAAAGAGUCCUGAUGGUCCAUUUAAUAAAAAUUUAGGUGCGGGAGUUAGUUUAAAUUCUACUCGUAAAAUGCAUUUCGGAAAAAUUACUGCAAGAAUGAAGAUUAAUGGAGUUGGUGGUUGCGUUACCGCUUUCAUUACGAUGUCAGAUAAUGGGGAUGAAAUCGAUUGGGAAAUGGUUGGUAAAGACACCAAGAACGUUCAAUCAAAUUAUUACUUUGAUGGAAUUAUUGAAUAUGGGGUCCAUGGUGGAAUUCAUCCCGUUUCCCCCGCUUUCACUGAUGGUUUUCAUACUUAUACCAUUGAUUGGCAACCAGAAUUCAUCAAGUGGUCAAUUGAUGGUAAACUUGUUCGAACGUUGAAAAAAUCUGAUACAUUUAAAGACGGUCGAUUCCAAUUUCCAAAUAGUCCAAGUCAUGUACAAUUUGGUAUUUGGGAUGGUAGUGGUGCACCUGGUACUGCCCAAUGGGCUAACGGUCCAAUUGACUGGAACAAACAUAAAAAAUUAACUACCGUCAUUGAUUUUAUCAAGAUUGAAUGUAACCGUGAACAUAACACGAUUAUCAAUUAA